AUGACUCUCUUUGACGGCGUCUACCCCUUCUACCUGCAGCAGAGGAAGGCAUCUGUGUUUGACGUCAGCACCAUCAUAGUGAUCGUGGUCUUCCUAACGUUCACUUGCAGCUUCCUGCUCAUCAUCCCGGGCAUCCGCGGACGGGCGAGGCUGUACUGGACUCUCCGGGUUCUCCUCAGCCUUUUUGUGGGAGUGGUGAUCGUCGCCAUCCAGUUCACGGGGGACUGGGAGACUGGCUGGGUGAAGGCAAACACCUCCUACAAGUCCUUCAGCCAUGCCCUGGUGAACGCGGACAUUGGGCUGCAUGUUGGGUUGGCAGGGGUGAACGUCACGCUCAGGGGAAACCCAGUGAAUCAGAUCAAUGAGACCAUCGACUACCAAGAGCACUUUGCCUGGAUGGCAGACCACGCCCGCAGCUACAGGGAAGGUCUGGAGAAGGGGCUGCCCAGCCCCAUCCUCUACGUGGCAGAGAAGUUCACCACACAGAGCCCCGGCGGGGUGCACAGGCAGUACCGCAUCUCCGGUCACUACGCAUCGGCCACUCUCUGGGUGGCCUUUUGCACUUGGCUCAUCUCCAACAUGCUCUUCUCCAUGCCUGUCCUAGUCUAUGGAGGCUACAUGCUUCUGGUCACAGGGGCCUUCAUGAUCUUCUCGUUGCUCUCGUUCUCCACUGUGAGGAACUCCCCGAUGUGCCAAAUCCAGUUUGGGACCGCAACCCUGCGCACAGACUAUGGGGGAUCUUUCUGGCUCACGCUAGCAGUUGGCUUGCUCUGUUUUGUGGCUGGGAUCACUGUUGUUGCACUGCACUACUUCAACCUGGACCUGCUGAAAACAUUCUUUGAUCUCCGUGAGGACAAUGCAGAGGAGUACCAGGAAAUGACUGAAGUCUAUGUCAAUCCUCAUUUUGUGAACAAAGGACUCUCUCUUCCUCAGCCCUCCAAACUCAACCCCAACAGCAUCUAG
This is a messenger RNA of Eurypyga helias (sunbittern), 963 nucleotides long. RefSeq names its product dual oxidase maturation factor 2-like. Gene Ontology annotation, biological process: protein transport. Gene Ontology annotation, cellular component: endoplasmic reticulum membrane. The record is from RefSeq and is a predicted model, not a curated record. Lineage: Eukaryota; Metazoa; Chordata; Aves; Eurypygiformes; Eurypygidae.